AUGCAGUUCCACUCCCCACCGGAAGAGGCGCGGUUUUUACUUGACGCCACUUCCGCUCUCUCGGAGCGUGACGUACGUGCGCGCUCACGGCCUUGCGUCAGGGCCGCGGUGGGGGGGACGAAAAGAGUGAGAGUAGAAGGAGGGGUUGUGGAGGUUAGGACCCAACCAGAGAUUCUUGUCGACCUUCCUCCUCCUGACGAGCAGCAGAGAGGGAAGGGGAGGAGCGACCUCAGGCCGGCUGUGCAAGCCGGGAAGCCUCGUGUAGGGAGAGAGGGAGAGAAGGGGCGACAGAAGAAGAAGAAAGUCAGAGCCUGUCCCCUGCACCCCGGACUCCGGAGCGCCCGCCCCCAUCGCCCCGGAAGCGGCGCCCCGCCCCACCGCACCGCGCCGGUCUCAGAGAGCGCGAGGCCCCGCCGCCCCGCCGCCGCCGCGGGAGGACGACGACGUCGACGCGGAGGCGUGUUGUCGUCUCGCUCGCCGCCGACCGGCGAUCGCGCCGAGCCCGCUGAGAGCGGCAGCCGGAGCAGCAGCCGCGGACGCCGCCGCAAGAGCGCCUCGGCCACGUCCAGCAGCGGGGGCCGUAAGGAGCGCGACUCGAAGGUCCGGCGGGGCCGCUCGCGCACGGGCAAGGAGACGCCGUCCGCCUACCGCGAGCCGCCCAAGGCCUACCGCGAGGACAAGGCCGAGCCGCGCGCCUACCGCCGGAAACCGCGCUCCCCUAGCCCGCCGGGCCGGGACGACAGCCCGGGCUCGCACCGCGCUGCUCCUGGUGCGCGGAGCCGUCGCUCGCCCAGCCCGGCCGGGGGCAGCCCCUACGCGCGGCGGCCGCGCUCUCCCAGCCCCUACCGCCGCCGUUCGCGCAGCUACAGCCGCGCAUCGUCCUACGAGCGGGGCGGCGACGUGUCCCCCAGCCCCUACAGCGGCGGCAGCUGGCGGCGCUCGCGGAGCCCCUACAGCCCGGUGCUCAGACGGUCUGCCAAAUCCCGGAGUAGAAGUCCAUACUCGUCUAGGCAUUCAAGGUCUCGUAGCAGGCACAGAUUGUCUAGAUCCCGGAGUCGUCAUUCUAGCAUUUCUCCUAGCACUCUCACUCUGAAAAGUAGCCUGGCUGCUGAGUUGAACAAGAAUAAAAAAGCACGCGCUGCAGAGGCAGCAAGAGCUGCAGAGGCAGCGAAAGCUGCGGAAGCGGCCAAGGCUGCAGAGGCAGCUACGAAGGCUGCAAAAGCCUCCAACACAUCUACACCAACCAAGGGGAACACAGAGACUGGAGCCAGCUCAUCACAAACCAACCAUGUGAAGGAUGUGAAGAAAGUUAAAACUGAGCAUGCACCUUCUCCCUCAAGUGGUGGAACUUUGAAAAAUGACAAGGCAAAAACAAAGCCACCUCUUCAGGUAACAAAGGUAGAAAAUAAUUUGAUUUUAGAUAAAGCCACCAAGAAAACAGCUGUAGUUGGGAAGGAGAGUAAAUCUGCUGCUAUAAAGGAGGAACCAGUAUCUCUCAAAGAGAAAACCAAACCACUGACACCAAGCCUUGGAGCCAAGGAGAAGGAGCAACAUGUGACAUUAGUAACCUCUACCCUGCCACCAUUACCUUUGCCUCCCAUGCUGCCUGAGGAUAAAGAUGCCGAUAGCUUAAGAGGAAAUAUUUCAGUAAAAGCAGUUAAAAAAGAAGUAGAAAAGAAACUCCGAUGUCUACUUGCUGAUUUACCACUGCCCCCUGAGCUACCUGGAGGAGAUGAUCUUUCCAAGAGUCCAGAAGAAAAGAAAACUGCAACACAGUUGCAUAGUAAACGGAGGCCUAAAAUAUGUGGCCCACGCUAUGGUGAAAUCAAAGAAAAAGAUAUUGACUGGGGAAAACGCUGUGUGGAUAAAUUUGACAUCAUCGGAAUUAUUGGAGAAGGUACUUAUGGACAAGUUUACAAAGCCAGGGAUAAAGAUACUGGAGAAAUGGUAGCCUUAAAAAAAGUACGUCUGGAUAACGAAAAAGAAGGUUUUCCAAUAACAGCAAUUAGAGAAAUUAAAAUUCUCCGGCAGCUUACUCACCAAAGUAUUAUCAAUAUGAAGGAAAUAGUGACUGAUAAAGAAGAUGCUUUGGAUUUUAAGAAGGACAAAGGUGCAUUUUAUCUGGUGUUUGAGUACAUGGACCAUGACUUAAUGGGACUGCUGGAAUCAGGAUUGGUUCAUUUCAAUGAAAAUCACAUUAAGUCAUUUAUGAGACAGCUCAUGGAAGGUCUAGAUUAUUGUCAUAAGAAGAACUUUUUGCAUAGAGAUAUUAAGUGUUCAAAUAUCCUCCUAAAUAAUAGAGGGCAGAUAAAACUUGCAGAUUUUGGACUUGCUCGAUUAUAUAGCUCAGAAGAAAGUCGGCCCUAUACUAACAAGGUCAUCACUUUAUGGUACCGCCCACCAGAGCUGUUGUUGGGAGAAGAACGAUACACACCAGCUAUUGAUGUUUGGAGCUGUGGAUGCAUCCUUGGUGAACUCUUCACUAAAAAACCUAUAUUUCAAGCAAAUCAGGAACUUGCACAACUAGAAUUAAUAAGCCGUAUAUGUGGGAGUCCGUGUCCGGCGGUGUGGCCUGAUGUAAUAAAACUACCAUAUUUCAACACUAUGAAACCAAAGAAGCAGUAUCGUCGAAAGUUAAGAGAAGAAUUUGUUUUCAUUCCUGCAGCUGCACUAGACUUAUUUGAUUACAUGCUCGCCUUGGAUCCUAGUAAGCGCUGCACUGCUGAGCAGGCUCUUCAGUGUGAGUUCCUGCGAGAUGUGGAACCCUCAAAAAUGCCUCCACCAGACCUUCCUUUAUGGCAAGAUUGUCAUGAGUUAUGGAGUAAAAAGCGAAGAAGACAAAAACAGAUGGGCAUGACUGAUGAUGUUUCCACAAUUAAGGCUCCCAGAAAGGAAUUAUCUUUGGGUUUGGAUGACAGCAGAACCAAUACACCACAAGGUGUGCUGCCAGCUACACAGCUGAAAUCUCAGGGCAACUCGAAUGUAGCACCUGUAAUAACAGGCCCUGGACAACAGUUAAACCACAAUGAAUUGGCAAUUCUACUAAACCUACUACAGUCUAAAACAAGUAUUAAUAUGGCUGAUUUUGUCCAAGUGUUGAACAUUAAGGUAAACUCUGAGACUCAACAGCAACUAAAUAAAAUAAACCUUCCUGCUGGAAUUUUGGCAACAGGUGAAAAACAGACAGAUCCAUCAACACCACAACAGGAGUCUUCGAAACCAUUGGGAGGAAUUCAGCCUUCUUCUCAGACUGUCCAACCUAAAGUGGAGACUGAUGCUGCCCAGGCGGCUGUGCAGAGUGCAUUUGCAGUUUUGUUGACUCAGUUAAUAAAGGCUCAGCAGUCAAAGCAGAAAGAUGUGCUACCAGAAGACAGGGAAAAUGGUUCGGGACAUGAUGCGUCAUUACAACUCAGGCCACCUCCAGAACCUAGCACGCCAGUAUCGGGGCAAGAUGACCUCAUCCAGCACCAAGAUAGGAGGAGACUGGAGUUAACACCAGAACCAGAGCGACCUCGGAUUUUGCCUCCUGAUCAACGACCUCCUGAGCCUCCUGAGCCACCACCAGUCACCGAGGAAGACUUGGAUUAUCGGACAGAAAACCAGCAUGUACCCACUACUAGUUCUUCAUUAACUGACCCUCAUGCUGGAGUGAAAGCAGCCUUGUUACAGUUGCUUGCUCAGCAUCAGCCCCAGGAUGAACCCAAACGAGAAGGCGGUAUAGAUUAUCCAGCAGGAGACACUUACGUGCCCACUUCAGACUACAAGGACAGCUUUGGAUCAUCAUCAUCUUUCUCAUCUGCUCCUUAUGUUAGCAAUGAUGGUCUAGGAGGUAGCUCUGCUGCACCGUUGGAACGACGUAGCUUCAUUGGAAACUCAGAUAUUCAGCCUUUGGAUAACUACAGUACUGCUUCAUCUCAUUCUGGUGGUCCACCUCAGCCUUCUGCCUUCUCUGAGUCAUUUCCCAGUUCCGUAGCUGGAUAUGGAGACAUUUACCUCAAUACUGGUCCCAUGUUGUUCAGUGGAGACAAGGACCACAGAUUUGAAUACAGUCAUGGACCUAUUGCAGUCCUGGCAAAUAGUAAUGACCCUUCUGCGGGGCCAGAGAGUACUCAUCCUUUGCCGGCAAAGAUGCACAACUAUAACUAUGGUGGUAAUUUACAGGAAAAUCCUGGCGGCCCAGGCCUCAUGCAUGGGCAGACCUGGACUUCCCCUGCUCAAGGCCCUGGAUAUUCACAAGGAUACAGGGGACAUAUCAGCACAUCAGCUGGCAGAGGUCGAGGCAGAGGGUUACCAUAUUGAGUAUCUGUUUUUCCUCAGGCACAUCAUUUUUAUCUGGAAAGACUUUCUAGCUGCAAUUUAAGGCAGCAAUCCAAGAGACUUGAAUAAUAUUAAUUCAACAACAGCUUUAUUUUUAUGUGGAAAAGGGUCUUGCAUACAAUAGUUUAAAAAAAGAAAAAAACUUUGCUUAAAUUCAUGCUGUUCUUAAAAUUAGAUCUAUUGAUUGUACAUCUUCACAAAUUCUAGUUAACAAUUUUAUUUUGUAUUCUUGCAGUUUUAAGUGGAUGCUAACCUUAGGGGACAUACGCUUUUUAUGGCCCUCUUGCAGAUCUUCUGAACUAUGCACAUUUGUGCUUUUUUUGUAAGUUUGGACCAACUUUUCUGUAACAAACAACCCCUCCCUGACCCCCUCCAGUUUUACAACAAUCAGAAAGGGCACUGAUUUAUCUGGUAUUUUUCUUUUUACAAAGCUAUCUUUUAGUCAAAGGUCACUGUCAGUCCUUGCACCUGCUUUCAGUGUUAUUGUGAAAGGUGUACUUUGUGCUCAUUUCAGAAAAUAAACACAACCUUUCUCUUGA
Molecule: messenger RNA, 4856 nt
Organism: Octodon degus (degu)
Lineage: Eukaryota; Metazoa; Chordata; Mammalia; Rodentia; Octodontidae
Gene: Cdk13
Product: cyclin dependent kinase 13
Exons: 16
Coding region: 1-4299 (1432 amino acids)
Biological process (GO): transcription elongation by RNA polymerase II; protein phosphorylation; positive regulation of transcription elongation by RNA polymerase II
Cellular component (GO): nucleus; cyclin/CDK positive transcription elongation factor complex
Molecular function (GO): cyclin binding; RNA polymerase II CTD heptapeptide repeat kinase activity; ATP binding
Source: RefSeq, a predicted model, not a curated record